Paraglomus brasilianum is the source of this 2433-nucleotide messenger RNA. Lineage: Eukaryota; Fungi; Glomeromycota; Glomeromycetes; Paraglomerales; Paraglomeraceae. The record is from the annotation of a GenBank genome assembly.
AUGUCCAAAUUAUCAACCUUUCUCUCCAUUCUACUCUUUUCCAUUCUCCUGUUCUUCCCCGUUCCAACUACUCCCUCAAAGACUAUAAUCGACAUUCUAUCUGAACACCCCGAAUGCAGGAACACUAUCCGUGCUUUACAACGGGCCCAACUCAUUCGAGUGAUAAACCGUCUUAAAGAUGUUACGUUAUUUUGUCCAACAAAUUCUGCUUACAAAGGUGACUAUGAGGACCCUACCGAUGUUAGUCGUGAGUUAAUGCUAUAUCAUCUCGCCAAUGCAACGUUCAAGAGAGAGAAGCUGAUUAGUGGCAAGUUACUUGAAACAAAGCUGGUGAAAGAUAAAUUGUUGGGAGAGGGAGAUAUUGGACAGAGGAUUAGGAUUGAUACAGAAUCUAAUGACAUAUUUGUGGGAAAUGCGAGACUCGAAAGUAAAGAGGAUCUGGUAGCAACGAACGGCAUGGUGCAUGUAAUAAGCGAUAUAUUGUCUCCGCCAACAAACAUCCUUGCUACUCUCCGUUUAAUAGAAGAAUUAUCCCUCUUUUUUGAAUAUAUUCACUUUAACGGACUGGAACACAAGCUAGCCACAGGACAUCAUUUGACAAUUUUUGCGCCGACGAACGAUGGGUUUACUCGUCAAUUCAAGAAACAUGAGAGAGAUUAUUUGACUGGCACUUGCGAUCCUGCGAGUACGGAUUUGGGUUUUCUAUUAACGCAUCACUUGCACAAUGGGGUCAAAUAUUCGGAAGAUGUUAGUUAUGGGUCGUCGCAUUUGCCCACUUUACAGGGAGAGCCUUUGAAGCUGGAGAAAACUUCUGAAGGCAAUAUUACAGUCGAGCACGGCAUUGUCACUUUCAAAGAUUUGUUGGCUGAAAACGGCGUCAUUCACAUAAUAAAUGCUGUGUCGUCUCCAGUUGCCUUACAUUUUACAAUUCUCAAGUAUCUCUGUGGAUUAGGCGCAAUUAAGUUUAAGGAUAAACUUCUUGCCUUUGGUCUUCAAUACUAUAUCGACGAUCCGCCAGCACCUUACACGAUCCUCGCGCCACCGGACUCUCACUUUGAUCUGUCUAAUGAUGACGGGGAUCGUGGAAUAGAUUCUCUGCUGCUGAAAUAUCACAUUUUCCCCGGAAAGUGGGAGGUGCCCGAUUUGAAGACAGGAAUGUUGGUGAGAAGCGAGAUGAAGUCCGAACAGCUAGGCGGGCAGAAACAAAGGGUGAAAGUAUCAAUAAACAAUGGGUGGUAUGAUGAGGGGACGCCAAGAGAGACGAGUCGGCAGAUUAAAUUUAAUGAUGCGACUGUUAUCGGAGAACCCAUUGAGAUUGGCAAUUCCAUCAUUUAUCUUAUUGAUCAGGUUAUGGAAACUCCGGGAUCUGUUAUUGAUCAUUUAUCACCCAAUCGAUAUCUCUCUGUUUUCUACUCUUUUCUCAAUGCAAGUGAGAUACUCGAGACUGUCAACUCCAUUCCAAGAGUAACACUUUUCGCCCCAAAUAAUACUGCAUUCAGUAAACUCGGCCUCGUCAAAGACUACCUCUUCCAUCCUACUGGCCUCAGCGAUCUCCAAUCGAUAAUGAAAUUCCAUGUGAUAAACAGGGUCUUGUAUUCAGGAGAGAUUUCCGAGGGCAGAACAAUUUAUGAAACCAUGGAUGGUUCAUUCGUGACCAUAACUAAAAAGAAUGGCAUGAUAACAUUACGAAACAAAAACAGUACAUCGCGCGUUACAGAAGCCGAUACACUAACGUCGAAUGGUGUAUUACACGUGACUGACUCUUUCGCAACGCCGUCUCACGUCAAUAUAACGAUCAGAAAAAUAUUGCAAGGCAUUGAGGCGACUACAAUGUUGAAGAUGUUCCACAAAUCCAACUUGUCAGAAGUGUUGGACAACUCGACAGACGCAUACACCGUUCUUGUACCGACCGAAGAAGCAUUUGCCAAUGCCAAACUCAACUAUACCAACCGCGAUCGCAUCGAGCGUAUACUACGUCUCCAUAUUAUACAUGAAAAUAUUCCUCAACUGAUCGAUGGAAUUGAAUUUCCAACGCUUCACUCGGAUGAUGCUAGAUUAAUACUUAAGAAGACAAUUCUUGGGAAUUAUAAAUUUGCACUCAAGGGUCCUUGGCAGAUAGAAGAGCGCGCUAGUAUUCUUAACCACGGGCGUGCUACGCAUGGGGGAGGCGUAUACUUGAUAGACAAGGUGCUGUUCCCUCAUCGCGCUACCAAUAGUGUAGGUAAGAUGUUUGUGGGAGUGUUCAUCGGGCUGGUUGCUGCGGUAUUUUUGGGAUUGGGAGGAACAUUUGGAUGGCAUGGAUGGAAUUCGUGGAGGAGGUGGAGGGAGAGGGUGCUUCCAUUUGAAGUUCUGGAUGAAGUUCCGGAUGAAGAUUCGGAUUUGGAUGAAGCUCCAGAUGAAGUUCCAAAUGAAACUACUCCAUUCUUAAGAUAA